Ctenopharyngodon idella (grass carp) is the source of this 4534-nucleotide messenger RNA. Its product is annotated as alpha-2-macroglobulin-like. The transcript is spliced from 34 exons. The record is from RefSeq and is a predicted model, not a curated record. Gene Ontology annotation, cellular component: extracellular region. Gene Ontology annotation, molecular function: endopeptidase inhibitor activity. The coding region runs from base 117 to 4472 and encodes 1451 amino acids. Lineage: Eukaryota; Metazoa; Chordata; Actinopteri; Cypriniformes; Xenocyprididae.
GGUUGAGAUUGAUUGUGAGAAACUGUAGUGGUAGCCUAGUUCAUAACAGAGGUUCUGAAGGAUUUCUUUGAAAAGUAGUCACUUAGUUUUCACUUGGUUUUGGAUGAUCACUCUUCAUGGCUGUGAAGGGCCUUUGUGUUUGGAAAGGGCUCAUUUUAGCCUUUUUCUUGUUUGUUGUUGAUGGACAAAGAUUUCGUCUUCCUUUGGUUGAAGAGAGAUCAGGGCCGUUCUUCAUGGUUACGUUUCCUGCAGUGAUUGAGUCUGGCUCUGCCAGCAAAUUGUGCGCAAGUCUUCUGAAACCUCAAGAAAGUCUCACAAUGACCAUUUCUCUGCUUGAUGACAAAAAUGAGACCAUGCAACUUGUGCAACAGAGAUCUGCUUUUGGAGACUUUCACCGCUGCUUUAGUUUCCAGGCUCCUAGAGUAGAAGGAGAGUCGGUCCAGAAACUGCAGGUAGUAGUUCAAGGGAGGUCCUUCAAAAUGACAGAAGAGAGGAAAGUCAUGUUCAGACGCUACCUACCUUUGACCUUCAUCCAAACAGACAAACCCAUCUACAAUCCAGGACAAACAGUGUAUUUCAGGGUUGUUACUAUGGAUGCCAAAUUUGUGCCUCUUGAUCAAAUGUACAGUCUUGUUGUGGUGGAGGACAAUCGUAAUAUCCGGAUUGGUCAGUGGACAAAUGUUUCCUCAACUAGUUGGAUACUGGAGCUUUCUCAUGCUUUGAACCCAGAGGCUCAGAUCGGGAUGUACACACUGAAGGCUUUUAUUGGUGACCAAAUGACUUCCCAGGUUUUUGAGGUCAAAAAAUAUGUUUUACCCAAGUUUGACCUCACUGUAAACACACCCCAGAUGUACAGUGUUGGAGAUGUGGGGUUGAAAGUUGAGGUUUGUGGCAAAUACACCUAUGGGCAACCUGUACCUGGUCAAGCGUUGAUGGAAGUGUGUCGUGAACCAUUUCCACAUAAUUUUGUUCCUGAGGUGACUCGUCUGUGCCUGAAUAAAACUGCUAAGAUGAAUAGCACUGGCUGUGCCUCCCUUACCUUCAGUACGUCAACAUUUUUCAACUCCAGAUUUGAGAAUAAUUUGCAAGAUACACUUCUUGUUAAUGCGAGCGUCACUGAGGAGGGAACAGAUGUAGUCAUGUCAAAAUCUGCAACCGUGUCCAUUACAUUUGAAGCUGGCAAGGUCAUGUUUGUGGAGCUCCCAGAGUUCUUUGAUUCUGGAACAACAAUUAAUGGCAAGAUAUCCGCAACUUAUUUCAAUGAGACCCCAAUUGUGAGCAAAGUGGUCUAUGUUCUGGAUGGUAACCAGUGGCCCAACAAACUGCUGUUUAAUCUGACUACAAACCAGAAUGGACAAGCCACGUUCUCCCUUGACACUUCAGACUUUCCUAAAGCUGAUCUGAAUCUGGUGGCAAGCGCAACUUCACAAGUUGUUUAUGGUUACAAAUCGCCGUACUUCAGUACAGAUAUAAGGGUGGUCCGGCUUCUCCAAUCUGCUACUCCUGACAGCCCAUCGUUUAGUGAGCUGACUAUAUUGAAGCUUGAGCAGCCGCUGAAAUGUGGCACCACGUAUCCAGUGACUGUCAAGUAUUCAUUUGUUGGAGAGUCUGGUGACUACAGUGCUGACGUCGUCUAUAUGGUCUUGUCCAAAGGUGUGAUUGUCCAUCAUGGAUUUCAGAGGGUUCAAGCAAGGGCUUCUGAUACAAUCGCGAGCGGCUCUGUGUCGUUCCAGCUUUCUGUCAGUGUCAGUAUGGCUCCAGUGGUGCAGAUUCUGGCCUACUGCGUUUUGCCCAGUGAGAAUGUUGUGGCUGGUAGUGCAUCUUUUGACACUGAAACAUGUUUCCAAAACCAGGUGUCUUUGCAGUUCUCUCCUGCUACAGCUGUUCCUGGCGAGGGAAGCGUUCUGACUGUCUCUGCUCAAGCAGGAUCUCUGUGUGGUCUCAGUGCUGUAGAUCAGAGCGUCCUGAUCAUGGAGUCAGGAAGACGCCUCACUGCUGAAGUGAUGUACAACUUGCUCCCUGUGCGAUCGCUAACGGAUUAUCCAUUCGGUGUUGAAGAUGAACAAGAGUGUCUGAAUGUCCGAUCCCGUAGAGCUGUUCCUACAGACCAAGCCUAUGAAGUCUUUAAGAGUGUGGGAAUGAAGGUUGCAACAAAUCUGCCUGUCCGAGAACCUCAGUGUCUGACGUACCGAAGCCUGAAUUACUAUCGCAACUUCCGGGAUGUGAUGUAUUUUCGUCGUCCUGUAGCCUUUGCAAUGGCUGAAAUGGCUCCUGCUGCUGUAGGGGAGAGUGCUGGAGGUGACCAGAGUUCCUCUUUUGAUGUGACCGUCAGGACUGACUUUCCAGAAACAUGGAUCUGGCAACUCACUCAAGUGGGAGACUCUGGAUCUGCACAAGUUCCUCUGACGGUUCCUGACACAAUCACCACAUGGGAGACUGAGGCAUUCUGUCUGUCCUCCAAAGGUCUUGGUCUGGCUCCUCCCACUCUACUGACGGUCUUCCAGCCCUUCUUCUUGGAGCUCUCCCUGCCUUACUCCAUCGUCCGUGGGGAGUUUUUUGAGCUGAAGGCCACUGUCUUUAACUAUCUGGCCAAAUGCAUCAUGGUUAAGGUGACUCCAACACCGUCCUCUGCCUUCACUCUGAAACCAUAUCCUGAUCCAUAUUCCUCCUGUCUCUGUGCCAAUGGCAGAAAGACCUUUAAAUGGGUUUUCACAGCUUCUGUUCUCGGAACUGUAAAUGUGACGGUUAGUGCUCAGGCUGAACAGUCUUUAACUCCGUGCAGCAAUGAGGUAGUAACCGUGCCGACAAGAGGACGUAUUGAUGUAGUAACUCAAAGUCUACUUGUUCUGGCUGAAGGAGUUGAAAGGACCACCACCCAGAGUUGGUUACUAUGUCCAAGGGGAAAAGUUGUUUCAGAAGAUGUGAUGCUGAUGCUUCCGCCAAAUGUGAUUCAGGGAUCAGCCAGAUGCUCCAUUUCAGUCAUUGGGGACCUAAUGGGUCGUGCCCUGAAGAAUCUGGAUCGGCUAUUACGGAUGCCAUCUGGCUGCGGAGAACAGAAUAUGAUCGUUCUUGCUCCCAAUAUUUACAUUUUGCGGUACCUGGAAGUCACAGCGCAGCUCACCACAGCCAUCCGAGCAACCGCCACGGGAUACCUUCAGAGCGGAUACCAAGGACAACUGAACUUCAGACACAGUGAUGGUUCAUACAGCACGUUUGGUUAUGAUGCAUCCAAUACAUGGUUGACCGCUUUCGUCAUGAGGUCUUUUGGCUUGGCGAGGAACUUCAUCUUCAUUGAUCCACAUGUCCUCCAGAGCGCAAAGGACUGGCUGAUCAGUAAGCAGGGUUCAGACGGCUGUUUCAUGCAGCAGGGAACUCUGUACCACAAUGACAUGAAGGGUGGAGUUGGUGAUAACGUGACCAUGACUGGUUACAUUGUCGCAGCGCUGCUUGAACUAGGUGUUCCUCUAACGGAUCCGGUCAUUAGCAACGCUCUUUCAUGUUUGAGGUCUGCCGUUGGGAACCUGGGAAACACUUACACCACUGCUCUUCUUGCCUACACUUUCAGUCUGGCUGGAGAGACCAGCACUCGAUCACAACUUUUACACACCUUGGACAAUGUUGCCAUUUCUGAAGGCACUAGGCUCCAUUGGUCUCAAACCAUGUCUGGUGAUACUCUGGCAGUGGAGAUCAGCUCAUACGUGCUGCUAGCGGUACUCACUGUACAGCCUCUCACUAUGGCUAAUCUGGGCUAUGCUAACCGUAUUGUCAACUGGCUUGUGGCCCAACAGAAUCCCUAUGGAGGCUUCUCCUCCACCCAGGACACUGUGGUGGCUCUUGAGGCUCUGUCUCUGUACGCCACUCAAGUGUUCAACUUGGAGGGCUCCAGCACAGUUACCGUGCAGUCCUCACUGACAGGAGGAGACGUUUAUACCUUCGAUGUGACUCGGGACAACCGUCUGCUGUAUCAAGAGAAGCCGCUGAAUGUUCCCAGCAGAUAUAGCAUUAAAGUGAAGGGCUCCACCUGUGUAUCUGUGCAGGUUGCGUGUUUCUAUAACAUCCCGGCACGCGUUAGAUUUGCCAGAACGCUGAGUGUUGAAGCAAAGGUGGCAAGUGACUGCAAAACACAAGGAUCCACUCUCAUGUUGAACUUCACUGUGAGAUACACUGGUGCAAAACCAACCACUAACAUGGUUAUAGUGGACAUUAAACUCCUCUCAGGCUUUACUGCAGAUACAUCUCUGCUUGGAUCUCCACCAGAGUCAUUUGCUCCAUUAGUGCAGCGGGUCGACGUUGAAGAUGAUCAUGUCCUUGUGUAUCUGAAAGAGGUUCCCAAGGACAUCCCCAUGACCUACAGGCUACAACUGAAACGGGUUCUUGCAGUGCAGAAUCUCAAGCCAGCGGUCAUCAACAUUUAUGACUACUAUCAGACAAGUGAUACAUCUGAGACCACCUACACGUCCCCCUGUCCAUGAUUGUGCUUCAAUUCUGCCUACAAGCUUAAUGAAGGAAAUAAAAUGUGUUUUUUAUACAGUCA